Molecule: messenger RNA, 624 nt
Organism: Chanos chanos (milkfish)
Lineage: Eukaryota; Metazoa; Chordata; Actinopteri; Gonorynchiformes; Chanidae
Gene: cd8b
Product: cd8 beta
Exons: 5
Coding region: 1-624 (207 amino acids)
Biological process (GO): regulation of immune response
Cellular component (GO): cell surface
Molecular function (GO): coreceptor activity; MHC class I protein binding
Source: RefSeq, a predicted model, not a curated record
AUGACCCUCACACACAUAUUGACUCUGGUGUGCCUGUGGACACAAGUGGCUAAAACAAGGGAACUUUAUCCUAAGGUGGGGGGCUCAGAAACGCUGACCUGUGAGUGCCCUGACCGAACCUGCCAGAGAGUCUUCUGGUACCGCUUCCUUAAACAGAGUGGCACCUAUCAGUUUCUCAUGCAAUAUAACUCUGCAGGAAGAGAGCUCCACGCUGAUGGUGUGAGUAACAAAACCUGCAGGGGCUCGGUCAGAGAAGGAGUCAAGACACAGUUCAGCCUGCGUCUCCUCAACCUUCAGCCAAAUGACACCGGCGUGUAUUCCUGUGUCCUUCAGUCUACUAGCGCAUCCCAACAAGACCUUUACCCGCCCGGGUACUUCAUCAGGCCAGGAGCCGGGUGUGAACCUGAGAUAAUCUGGACACUGACUGGAUUGGUUGCAACACUGGCUGUAGUACUGACUGGCACCUUGUAUUACUUUAGCCGUCUACCCAAAAAGUGCAGGCAUAACUUUAUAAAAAAAAAAAAAAGACAAUCUGUGUUGAAUGAUCUAACCCAAACAACACGUCUUCAAGUCGGCCCAUUUUCCUACACAGUUUCUUCACUGAGGAUAUAUGUUCUCUGUUGA